Anguilla anguilla (European eel) is the source of this 6136-nucleotide messenger RNA. Its product is annotated as zinc finger protein 618-like. The record is from RefSeq and is a predicted model, not a curated record. Lineage: Eukaryota; Metazoa; Chordata; Actinopteri; Anguilliformes; Anguillidae. Bases 360 to 3062 code for a protein of 900 amino acids. Gene Ontology annotation, molecular function: protein dimerization activity. The transcript has 13 exons.
GGAGCUGGAGCAGCUAUUCUGCCCUUGUAUGAUGGCGGACGUGUGUACCCACCUCUCCACCGCAACAUACACACACUGCAAGCGGCGGAACAGCGCCCUGUACCGGCUGGACAGUCCGUCUGCUCGAGGUAGCACACCCGGAAGAACAUUCAUGGAUACGGAGAUAGAUUUUCCUACUAGGGAAUAAGGAUAACCAAGUCGGAAUCAUCUUUGUUAUCAAUUUAAUUCUAAAAACAAACAAACAACAACAAAAAACACUCGUGCCGCCCGCCCAGGUUUAUUUCUGAAGACCACUCGCGAGCCUAACCGCAUGAGCCGCAUCCUUUUGGGAGGUGCGCUGGCCAACUAUAAUAGGAGGAAUGAGCACUCAGGAGGGACCCAGUGAUGAGCAGGAUCAAGGGGAAUCUGGAAGUGUCCAGGAGACCCCCAAUUCUGAGCAGGGGGAGACAGGCACCCAGGGGUCCCCCACAUCGGCGGGGAAGGCGGAGCCAGGGUCGGCCACACCCAGCAAUGGACAAGCGGGAGACAGCAGCCUCCCCGCAGAGAUUUGCGUGGUCAUCGGGGGGUCCCGCAACACGCAGACUCUGGGCUCCUACGUCUGUGGAAUAUGUGGAAAGAAAUACAAGUACUACAACUGCUACCAGACCCACGUUCGAGCACACAGCGAGUCAGAGGGUGGUGCCAGAGAGGGCGUGGCCCAGGCCCUCAACAGCAGUUUCCGAUAUGCCUGUGAUAUCUGUGGAAAGAAGUACAAGUACUACAGCUGCUUUCAGGAGCAUCGGGAUCUGCACGCUGUUGAUGACCCCUAUGACCAGGUUGUCAUACCAGUGGAUGACCAGAAAGAUGAAGAGCAGGUGGAGCCCUUCCAGAAAAUCGGACCAAAAACUGGGAGCUAUGUGUGCGAGUACUGUGGGAAGCAGUACAAAUACUUCAACCCCUACCAGGAGCAUGUGGCCCUUCACACCCCCAUAAAUCGUUCGCUCCGUGACAUGCAGUCUCCUCGUUCACAACAACGUAGCGCGGACGUCAGUAAACAUGUUACCCCCAAAUCAGGGCACCCAAAAUCAGGACACAACCAAACAGAGGGUGCUUUCUGUCGGAAGAUGGAGGGGAAAAUUCAGACUUCUGUGGGGGAGACUAACAGCUCACAGCACACUAGCGGGACUAAAAAACCCAUGGUGCCUGGUUCAUUUCCUGUGGUGCAGAAGCCCUACACCUGCGGAGCGUGCGGGAUCCAGUUUCAGUUCUACAACAACCUGCUGGAGCACAUGCAGUCGCACGCGGCUGACAACGAAAACCACAUCAACGUGGAUCCCACCAAAAUAUCGGCUACCCCUACCUCAACUCCCACCCCUACGGCUACUCCAGCUCCAGCCCCUGCCCCUGCCCCCGCUCCCGCUCCCGCUCCCGCUCCCGCUGCCACCCAGGCCCCCGCUAUCACCCCCACCAUCACCCCCACCCCUGCUCCCACCCCCCCUGCCCAGAGGAAUCACGCUACUAACCUCAGCAGUAUCCUCCCAGAGAAGGAUCGGCAGCAAGUGGCGGAUCGGUUGCUAAGGGUGAUGUGCGCGGACCUGGGGGCGCUGAACGUCCUGAACGGGAAGGAAUUCCUGAAGCUGGCGCAGACCCUGGUGGACACGGGGGCGCGGCACGGGGCCUACUCCCUGCGAGACGCCCUGGGGGACGUGGGCCAGCUGGCCCUCCGGCAGCUGCCGCGCAUGUACAACCAGGUGAAGGUGAAGGUGACCUGCGCCCUGGGCUCCAGCUCCUCGCUGGGCAUCGCCGUCACCUGCCACGCCCACUCGCUGGGCCCGGACACCUGCCACGUGCUGACGGCCUACCAGGCGGAGGGCCCCCGCGUCAGGCGCUACGUCCUGGGGGUGAAGGAGGCCGACCCGAGGGAGGCGGGCGAGCACGUGCACCAGUGGGUCCAGAACGUCCUGUCCGAGUUCGUCAUGUCCGAGAUCCGCACCGUCUACGUGACGGAGCCCCGGGCGUCGGGCGGGCCCUUCUGCGGGCGGGCGGGGGCCUGCCUGCGCUGCGCCGGCUGCUCGCUGGGCGCCGUGGUGCAGGCCGUGCUGGGGAGGCGGAGCCUGCAGGCGCGGGGGCUGCAGGAGCUGGGCGAGCUGAUGGCCGCCUGCCGGGACCUGGCGGCGGUGGCCGGGCUGACGCGGGACGGGGCGGAGGAGCCCGUCGCGCCCCCGCCCUGCUGGGACGAGGGCGCCGAGACGCUGCUGCUGGUGCACGAGCGGAUGGAGCAGGUGUGCGAGGCGCUGGGGCGGGGCAAGCGGGCGGCGCCCCUGCUGCAGGGGCUCAACAAGCCCCUGCUGGGCACCCUGGCCUCCCUGCUGGCCCCGCUGCGGCAGGCCGUCCUGGAGCUGAGCAGCGAGCGCCGGCCCACCCUCCCGCUGGUGCUGCCCGCCUACCUGCGGCUGGAGAAGCUCUACACCUCCAAGGCCGGGGAGGCGGGGGCCGGGGGCCGGCUCUGCCACUACUUCCUGGAGGCGCUGAAGGAGAACCUGAGGGUGGAGCGCCCCCACCAGGUGGCCAUGGUCCUGGACCCCCAGCUGAAGCUGCGGCCCGCGCCCGCCCACCAGCACGACGAGCUCGUCGCCAAGGUGUGCGAGGCGGCGGGCGAGAUGAGGGAGGCGGGCGGGGGCGGGAGCGGGGGCGGAGGCGGGGGCGGGGCGGCCGGCAGGGCCGGGGAAGACGGGGCCGGGGCCGGCGAGGGACCCGCGGUGAGGAAGAGGGCGCGGCUGGAGGGCGGGGCCGCCGCGUGGGCGCCCGGGGCGGACGAGCCCAAGGUGAGGAAGGAGCUCUUCCAGUACCUGGCCGAGCCCACCUUCCACACGGCGCCCGACCUCCUCCAGUACUGGAGCUCGGUGACGGAGAAGUUCCCCAAGCUGGCCCGCCUGGCGCUGUGGCUGCUGGCGGUGCCCGCCGUGGGCACGCGGAGCGAGUGCGUGGCCGUCUGCCAGCAGACCCUCGCCAUGAAGCACAGGCGGCAGGUCAGGCCGGAGGAGGCCAACAAGCUCAUCUUCCUCAAAUCGAACAUGGCCUGAACGCACCACGCAGACAGACCUCCCGAACAAGACCUGCUGAACCUAAACGCUGCCCCUCCUCACACGGCGGGAAAUGAGGGUGUAGACACACAGAGGCCGUCCUCUCCUCAAGAACUUCUUUUUUGUUCGUUUUCUUGCUUAGAGAACCGUCUUGUAUCGUAGGCCGAGCUGUCUAAAGCGGAGGUUGCCAUCUCUUUGCCAUCUCUUCAGCUUUUCGGCUCCAGUCGUCUUCAGGCCGGAGGGAGAGCUCGAAGUUACGCGUGCGCUCCGGACGCGAACACGCGCCUUGACGUUUUUAACCUCGGCCUUCUCUUUCCCUCUGUGUCCGUUGCUAUUGGAAAUUCGAUCUGUGGAUCGAGUGGAGGUGGUUCCCCCGCUGUGACCUACAUUCAGCUCGUCAGUCGGAGUUCCUCUACAGUCUGACUGUAUUAUUUUUCCACACUGAAAGACUUAAAGUCCCCUAGACUGCAUUCUAUUCAGGCUGGUGGUGAGUUCUGGGGCGAGCAAGUUGACUGGUCGCUGGUGGUUCAACCUGUGGUUCGGGAGCUGGAUCGCGACCAUGUUAGUUUUACUCAGUGAAGCAUUAUUUACUUCUCACAGUUUGCUUUUGUUAUUGUAACCACAACUCUUUUCUACAACCGCACAAAUGAGUUGUUGCACGCAUUCAUUUAUUUAUAUUUAUAUUUCUUAUUUUGGGGAAGAAGUAACCUUUUCCUGACAGUCUUCCUUGACAACCUCUCUCAUUUUCCUACUUUAAAACUUAACUGUAAUACACAACUGACCAUCAUUAGGGUGCAGACUUUACUUACACUCAGUAAUAUGCCAAAGAAAAACAUGGCUGCUCAAAUUCAAUAUUAGGAAAUGCAGGAUUCUGUUUGAGACGGGACUCCAGUCUCUGGCUCAUUUUGCGCAACUCCUCAGUCUGUGGUGUUGGCUACACCACCAGCAUUGCGGUUCCUCUGUUUCCCAAACUCUCAGUCUCUACAGUAUGUCCCAUUGCUCUCUGAGGAACAGCCAGUGGCUGAACAGCUUACUUGGGGGUGGGGGCGGAUUUUAAUAGCUUGCAUAACGAUCAAGAUAUGAGACUUCUAAUAUGUCCGUGUGACACACUUUGUGUUAAUACCAAUUCAUACUGGCUUCAAACUUUGGACGUGCAUGCUGGGAUAGGUGCCGGGGGACAGCGGGAAAAGCCAGCGGGACGCAUUUCGAGGUGUUCAGGGUUUGACCAGGUGACAUCGCGUUCGGCGGAAAGACUUUAACACGUCCGCGAAUUACGUUUUUGGCGACUUUCUCGGGCAGAAACGUGUAGGCGGUAGGACGUGUCUGAAUACGCUGAACUAUCUGCUGAGAGGACGAGAUAACGUGUUGUUAUGUAACCAAUUUCAUAUUAGAUAUGAAUUAGCUGCUGAUAAUUGUUGUGUACAAACAUUUCUAGAAAAGUCUGUUGUUUUGAUGAUUAUGGUUACUAGCAUUAAUAUUGUCCCUAUUCGUAAAAAAUAAACGAUAGUAAUAAUAUUGUCAUUGUAUGGUAACUACAGGUUAAUGGCAUUCAUAUGGGGCAAUAUUAACAGGUUACUAGAAAUAAUAAAGGGAUUUUUAUGACCAAAUAUAAUUUCAUCAUGGACUGUUAAGUACUAUUGUUGGACUGAAUUGUUUGCGUAUACACUCCGUUCAUUGCCUAGUGUUUGUGUCAUGGUUAUUUACUCAGAUCUAGACCAUUACCUUUUAUUGUGUAAAGCUCAGGAGAUCACUCAUUUUAAAGCCACGUAAAGAGUAGUAUGUGUCUUCCUCAACUUGUCUUUGGAAAUUUGACACUGAAGGGAUUUUGAAGGUGACGUCACAUUAUUGUACAAGUAACACGCUGUCAGCUUUCUGGGGUGCUUUUUUAAAUCAAAAACUAGAAAAUAGACGAGCUCUCAAAUUGUUAGUGCUUGUAUUGCCUGUUAAACACACUCUAAAAUGAGUUAUGCAUGCAGUUUGUUACAAGACAUUGAUGAUAAAAGAUGAGAAUUUAAAGUAUGCUGAUCUAUACAUACAUGAACAGUAGCUACAUAUUUUAAACCUGGGACGUUGUCUUGAAGAACUGUAUUUAAAUGUAGGGUUGUGGGGUGGGGUGGGUGGGGUGUAGUGUACAUAAGAAAAAUCAACUGCUGUUGUUAUCCACUUUAAAGAGCUACUGAUUCCCUAGUCUGAUAACACCGUACCUCUUUUUUAAAGCAACAAACAUUUACAGCCUUUUUAUAAGCAGACAUGGCAAGUUUGUGCAAUGCGCUCCCCUUAAAGGUGUCAUAUUGGGCCGGUUUGAUUACUGUACGCUGCUUUUUAAGAGCCAGAGGAAGAAUAUUUUCUAAAGAGGUAAGCGAGUUUGUCUGAAGGUUUUUUGGACAUAUUAAGAGAUUGUUUCUUUCCUGGCCCUUUGGAGUGGAAUGCAUUGUGCCAUUAUGGAAAAACUUAGAUCAUAUUUAGAUUUUAGCAUAUUUUAAAGUUUUUAUCUCAAGAUUUAAUUUCUAAAAAGAUAUGGCUUAGUUAGAAAAAUGCAAGUGAAAUAUAUUAAUAUUUGUUUUGUCUGUUUUCUGGGACAAAGGAAAGCUCAUUUGCAGAAAUGUUUUGAAUCAAAAUAUGAAUAUUCUGUUGCCAUAUCAGUAUAGUCUACCAAUAUAUAUAUAUAUAUAUUCCCGUCACAAAUGCAUAUAUCUCAGUGUUGCUUUAUUGUCAAUGCUAAAUUAUUCAUCAUAAAUUCUCCAUGAUUUCAUGUUGGACUGCAGAAUUCUACUUACUGUAAGCUAUACCUGAAUAGUGGUUUGAUGCCUUCAUCUUGUUAUCUAUUCAAUUAUAGGGCCUUUUCCCCACUGGUCAUGGCUGAUGUUUUUAUUGUUCCUCAUUAGUUCUUGUAUCUAAUGUCUUAAUAGGCAAUAGUCUUAAUUUAUACUUUAUAGCUACACUAUUUUUCUAUUGCAGAUGAUGAUAGCUUUGGUUUUCUUUUUUCCUGUCAAAAUCACAGCGCUGUGCAAAGUUCUUGAAAUAUAUUACCCACUGUAGUAUGUGCUCUGUUAAUAAAAACUAGCUCAAAUGAA